AUGUCAUUUCAUGUAACAGUAAAGGGAGACCCAGCAUUAGCAGCUGGACUUUCAAAUGAUAUGAUGGGAGGUAUGGGAGCUAUGGGCUCGAUGGUUCACGAUAUGGGUCACAUGAUGCACGAUGCUACCAAGAUGGCUGUCAAGGUAGCCCAUGCCGUGUCUGACAUUACCUUUAUCCCAAUUGACACACGUAACAAGAUCUGGGUGACACUCAACCAACCAUCGUACGUUGGUGGCGACAUUGUUGCUGGUACCGUCGAGAUGGACUGCAUCGUUCCAUUCUUUGCCAAGGGUGUUUUGAUCAAGUUUAAGGGUUUCGAGCGUGUCUUCCUCCAGGAGCAUCGUACCGAAACUGAGGGAACUGGCAAUGACAAGCGUACCGUACACAAGACCAUCGACCACAAGGAAAACAAGGAGUUCUUCAAGUCGACCAUCUGUGUCUACCCACACCAAGGUAGCGUCAACCCAGGCCAUUACAGCUUCCCCUUCUCAUACCAAUUGCCACCAACUCUCCCAGGCACUUUUUGCGAGGAGGGUAAGGACGCCAUGGGCGCCUACGCCGCCAAGAUCUUGUACAAGGUCAAGGCUACCGUCGAUGUAGCUCACAAGCACGACCUCAAGUUCACCACCAAGCUCGUCGUCAACGAGCGUUGUGGUGACCUCGUCAAGCCAAGCUACGGCGAGAACCGCAAGUCGUUCCUCUUGACCAAGGGCAAGUUGGUCGUCAAGUGCUGGUUGAACAAGAACGCCUACUUCCCAGGUGAGACACUCGUCUCCAAGAUCAAGGCCAACAACACCUCGACCAAGCAAACUCGCAAGGUCUCGAUCAAGGUGCACCACCGUAUGGAGCUCCGUGCCCACCUCUACCACCGUACCAUCACGCACACUGUCCACAAGCAAGAGUAUCCAGGGUUCCAACCAUGUUUCUAUGGCAAGCGUUACCUCCCCUUCUUUAUCCCAGUCGACCUCAAACCAUCUUCGUCGCUCGGUGACCACGUCAAAUCCAGUUAUAUUAUUUCCGUCGAGUUUGAUCUCCCGGGUGCCAUUGAUCUCUCGGUCGACCUCCCAUUGACCCUCUAUGCCCCACAAUUCCUCUACUCGGCCAUCCCAAGUCAACCACCUGGAGCUCCACUCCCACCCGAUGUUGCCUACCGUCACCCAUGGGAAAACGACGACAAUGUCAACCACUGCAACAAGUGCAAGUGCAAUUUCUCUCUAUUCAACCGCAAGCAUCACUGUCGUCACUGCAUGAAGAUCUUCUGCUCCAAGUGCACUGAAAAGGCCACUCCCAUCACCAAAUUGGCCUACCCCAAGCCCGUCAAGGUUUGCGACGAAUGUUACCCAAUCGCCAGUCAAGGUGGUGUUAAAUACCAAAGUGCCAAGCAAAUGCUUGCCUCUUACCAAGAGGCUCUCAGAGCUUACUAUGCCCAAUACAUUGCUGUCUAUCCAUGGAUGGCCGAACAACAAGCUUUACUUCCACAAGCUCCACCACCACCUCAAUAUUCUUCUGGUGAACCAUCUGCUCCACCUCCACCACAAUAUGCUGCUUAA
This is a messenger RNA of Cavenderia fasciculata, 1551 nucleotides long. RefSeq names its product FYVE-type zinc finger-containing protein (gene adcA). Gene Ontology annotation, biological process: protein transport. The record is from RefSeq and is a predicted model, not a curated record. Gene Ontology annotation, molecular function: metal ion binding. Gene Ontology annotation, cellular component: cytoplasm. The transcript has a single exon. Bases 1 to 1551 code for a protein of 516 amino acids. NCBI's taxonomy places the organism in Eukaryota, Evosea, Eumycetozoa, Acytosteliales, Cavenderiaceae.